Messenger RNA from Alternaria arborescens, 711 nucleotides. RefSeq lists its product as hypothetical. Lineage: Eukaryota; Fungi; Ascomycota; Dothideomycetes; Pleosporales; Pleosporaceae. The transcript has a single exon. The record is from RefSeq and is a predicted model, not a curated record. The coding region runs from base 1 to 711 and encodes 236 amino acids.
AUGAUUCUCUGUGGAGGCUCGAACUCAAGACCUUCUGUCUGUUGUCCUGAGGAAAUCGUCAAGUCCAACUAUGACUCCAUCUACGAACUUCUUUUGUUGAGCCUCGCGCUCGCUAUCAAAACCACUGGUGCCAAUACAAACAUCGGCAGACUAGGGAACAUGGGAGUCGCAUGGAACGCCGGUGUUGGCGGCGACAAGAACGAAAGCGUCGCAUACCGACUCAACGAGGGUCUUUACGAUAUGCUCCGGAACGCGAAAAAAGAGAGAUGCAACAUCAGAGUCUGGAUCCUUACUUUUGGAACGAACAAUCUACACGCAAAGCGCCCUUUUCGCAAACAGGACGUGGAGAGUUGGAGGGUGUUGGUAGAGACCUGCUUAAGGAUUGCUCCGGAGAGUAUGGUACUGGCUUGCGAUAUGACGUAUAGGAAGGAUAUAGCUGAUGUUUUCGUCGAUGAGAGUAAUAGGAUGCUCGAGGAAGUCGUGGAAGAGAUGAACGAAAUUUUGCAAAAAGAUAUGGAAAAGGAAGACGACUCACAGGGUGGCAAGUGUCAAGGAGAUAGAGUGAAGUGGAUUGAUUCGAGACAUGUGAUCAGCAAAGACAUGCUUGUGGAUCAUGUGCAUCUAAACGAGGAAGGCUAUCGGACCUGGCAUGCUGCGUUGUGGCCACUUGUGGCAGAGGUAUUGGGUAUUCUGAGUAAGGAAACUGAGUAG